Cyprinodon tularosa is the source of this 1509-nucleotide messenger RNA. Its product is annotated as high choriolytic enzyme 1-like. Gene Ontology annotation, biological process: proteolysis. Gene Ontology annotation, molecular function: metalloendopeptidase activity; zinc ion binding. Bases 207 to 989 code for a protein of 260 amino acids. Lineage: Eukaryota; Metazoa; Chordata; Actinopteri; Cyprinodontiformes; Cyprinodontidae. The transcript has 9 exons. The record is from RefSeq and is a predicted model, not a curated record.
AUUUUUUCAGCUAAGCCUAUCAAAUACAAAACUGCAGACUCAAUGAUCAAAAAAGGUCUGCCUGGGAUUUGAGUGAGCUUCUUAAAAGCAGGAGACCUGUGUCAAGUUUAAGACUUCUGCUUGCACAGCAAAUGUUGUGGUAAAUUCAAAUACUACUAAGUGUUUGUCUUUCACUAUUAAGGUUUUGCUUUAAGAGAGCCAUCACCAUGAGUGCUGUGGUUUUCCUCCUGCUCUUCCUGGCAAUAGCUGAUGUUUCUGUGAGUGUGCCAAUUGACAACGAAUAUAACAUUGAUGAGUCAGUGGGUGAUUCUAAAACUCCCCCAAGACCUAAAGCUGACUUUGAAACAGCUGUGCUGUAUGAUGACAUUGCAAAACCAAAAACUUUAAGCAGGAAUGCAGACCCUUGCACUGCUAAAGGGUGCAAGUGGCCAAAAUCAGGAUCCUAUGUUUACGUGCCCUAUUUCAUCUCUGAAAGUUACUCUCAGAAAGAGCGCAACAUCAUCAUCAGAGGACUGCAGAGCUUCAAUGUAUCUACCUGCAUUCGCUUUGUCCCCUGGAAGUGUGGUGAUCGAGAUUUCAUCUACAUUGAAAAUAAAGAUGGCUGUUGGUCCUAUGUGGGGCGCCAGGAUGGAGGACAGUACAUUUCUCUUAACAAAGGAGGCUGCUUGCACCAAAGUGUUGUGCAGCAUGAGGUUAUUCAUGCUCUUGGUUUCAAUCAUGAGCAAGUUCGCUCCGACAGAGACACCUACGUCCGAAUCCUCUUUGAGAACAUUUUACCUGAUAAGAAAUUUGCUUUCGAAAAGAUAGAGACAAACAACUUGGGAACACCUUAUGACUUUAACUCCGUCAUGGAGUACAGGAAUGAUGCCUUCUCCAAAAAUGGAAAACUAACCAUCGUUGCCAAGUGCAAUCCUAACCUUAAGUUUGGAACCGCCAAGGAAAUGAGUGCCAAUGACAUCCUUCGUAUCAAAAGACUUUAUGAAUGCUAAUUCCCUGCAUUGAAGUGGACAAGAUCCCAUUGAUCAGAGAUGGCAGAACUUUCCCUCUUAUGUUUCACAGAGAUGCACAUAAAUACAUUAAUUCUUGCCUUAAGGUCGAUGUCAGCUUAAAAAUAAUUCUCAUUCUUUGCUUAACUAAUGCUUUCAUAUUGAUUAGUUCUUCUGAUGCACCUAUCUAAAGCCUACUCCAUUAUUCAUACUUUUUUUUUUAAUCAAAAUAAAAGUAGUGAUUAAACAGAAUGUUUUUGUAAAAGACAUUUAUAUUACAAUAUGCCUAUGAAAAUAUAAUACUCAAUUUUAAAAGGAUUUUAAAAUUUCAUGUUAAGAAAGAAAAUGUAGUGAAAGAAAAAAAAUGCUUUUCUGAUGUGUAAUAAAAUAAAGCAUGCAAAAGAGCUAAUCAAUUACUGUAUGUCUUACGAUGAGAACAUAAAAAUAUUCUUUGGCAAUAGCUUUAAAUAAUUCUUCUAUUUUCACUCCUGUUGAUCAUUUAUUUUGUAUAUUACAAAUAAAA